Molecule: messenger RNA, 971 nt
Organism: Prunus avium (sweet cherry)
Lineage: Eukaryota; Viridiplantae; Streptophyta; Magnoliopsida; Rosales; Rosaceae
Source: RefSeq, a predicted model, not a curated record
AUGGAGAAUCUUGCUGGGAGAAAGGGAAAGCGGCCAGUGUCAUCUUCAGGUGCUGCCAAUAGCACGGGAACAGCAAACACAGCUGGGCCUUCCCCGAGUUCAGCCCCUUCAACUCCCUCAACGCACACUCCUGGAGAUGUAAUCUCAAUGCCUGCCUUUCCCCCUGAUGGUACUGGGACCCUUACAUCACCAUCAAAUCAGUUGUGGGAUGAUAAAGAUCUUGAAUUGCAGGCUGAUAUGGAUCGAUUUGUAGAGGAUGGUUCUCUUGAUGAUAAUGUCGAGUCUUUUUUAUCCCAUGAUGAUGUGGACCCUAGAGAUGCUGUUGGUCGAUGUAUGGAUGUCAGCAAAGGGUUCACAUUUACGGAAGUACACACUGUUAAAGCAAGCACAAGCAAGGUUACUAGCUGUCACUUCUCAUCGGAUGGAAAGUUUCUUGCUAGUGGUGGCCAUGAUAAAAAGGCUGUAUUGUGCUACACAGAUACAUUAAAGUUAAAAUCAACCCUUGAAGAACAUUCAGCUUUGAUCACUGAUGUUCGUUUUAGUCCAAGCAUGCCACGUCUUGCAACGUCUUCAUUCGACGAAACUGUCAGGGUCUGGGAUGCUGACAAUAUUUCCACCCAAAUAAAGAUAACCUUAUCUGCUCCUGCGACUCGGAUGGUCAGAUACGCUACUGGAGUAUUAACAAUGGCAGCUGCUCAAGUGUGUUCAAGGGUGGUACAGCACAGAUGAGAUUUCAACCCCGCCAUGGAAGAUUUCUUGCUGCAGCAGCAGAUAAUGUUGUAUCUAUACUGGAUGUCGAGACACAGGCUUGUCGGCAUUCAUUACAGGGGCAUACUAAGCCUGUCCAUUCUGUGUGCUGGGAUCCAUACUAGGCACAUUGUUAUUGCAGCUCACCUGCAUGCUUGUGUGAUCCAAUAUAUCUGAACUUUUCAGACUUACUGCCUGCAGGAGAAAUGAAAUUUUUUCACUGA